Molecule: messenger RNA, 1921 nt
Organism: Closterium sp. Yama58-4
Lineage: Eukaryota; Viridiplantae; Streptophyta; Zygnematophyceae; Desmidiales; Closteriaceae
Source: the annotation of a GenBank genome assembly
ACUCGACGACACUAUGGCUGCCACUCGUCCAUCAGACGCUGUUCGCAGCUGCUAUCCGCCUUUCGCCCGGAAGGACUCUCGCUGCCCUUCCAGCAACGCUAGCGCCUCCCACCAGCCUCACCACCAGUUGCGGAAGGCUAUGGAGUCACGAUUGGCAGCGUCGUCGGGGGCAGUCUCGUCGAAGGCAGCGCUCGCCUCGAGCUCCCAGGCGUCGUCUGCCCCGUCGUCGGCUCCGCGUGUGAUUCCGAAAUCUCGCAGCAGCGGGGCGCUUCUCGCCUCUGUAUCCAUCCCUUAUAAAACAAGAGCUCCAUCCCCCCUCGCUCCUCCUGCCGAAUCAUCCGCCGCCGCCUCGUCGUCCUUGUCUGGUAACCAGACGGUUGCGACGGACCCUUUUUCGCGUCUGCCGGACGACGUGGUUAUUGACAUUCUUUCGCAUCUGGGCGGCGGUGCGCCCGACGUGCUAGCAGCGUCGAUGACGUGUCGCCGCUUUCAGUCGCUCACCCGCUCCAUCCCCGUCUUGCGAUUCGUCCCGCGCGACUCAAGCCGGGCGGGCGGAAGCGACUGCGCCUCCACGCUCCCCGCAUGUUCCGCCAUCCAACGCGAGGAGCUUCUGCAGUCGCUCGUGCUCUCCCGGUCCCUCAACGCCGCCGCAAAUGGCGGCGGGUCUACGACAAUCAACGUCUGGGAGAACGAGGACCUCAGCAUGCAUCUCGGGCACAUUUCCCGCCACUGCAAGUCCCUGCGGUCGCUCACUCUCGGGUCGCUUUCGCUCGCAGCGCCCGCGCUCGAGUCGUGCCUCCGUCCCAUGCCCAACUUGCAGGAUUUGUCGCUUUCCUGGAUCCAUCUGACCAAUGAGUGCCUCCAGAUGAUUCUUGACGCGACUCCGAAUCUCCGCCGGUUGACGAUAUUUAUGGCGACGGGCUGCCCGCAGAUUUCUCUUCGUCUGCCCGCUUCGUUGGAGCACGUCGACUUCGCAUACCUGCGCGCCGAGUCGUGCUCGUUCGUCUCCGCCGCCUCGCUGAGAUCCGUGUCCAUUCGCGACAUGUUCGUGCGGUCGGUUACCAUUCGCCAAGCCCCUCGCCUGCGCUAUUUCGCCAUCGCCAGCGCCAGCCUCCUGGAGGUGUCCGCACCCGAGUCGUGCGAAAUUACCAACCUCGAUUUGAAAGCGGGCUCCUUCUGCUGGUCUUCGCUACAAUCACUCCUUCGCGGAUGCGGCACGACUCUUAACUCUCUCGCUCUCGAUUUCUUCACCGCGGGAUCCGGAGCUGUCUCGUCGGGAAUCUUCUCCCUCUUCUGGCUCGCCGCCAUGUGCCCCGCGCUUCGCGCCUUGAAUCUCGGCUCGCUGCCGUGGCAGCUCGUCCUCUCCUGGGCGACGACCUCCGGCGCGCUUCAGCCGGCGGGACCCGCGGCGGGAUCUGCGGCGCGGUGGCCGCAGCUGGAGGAGCUGAAGCUCAAGGUUCAGGAGCAGAGGCCCGAGGCGCUGCUGCUGCUGCACGCGCUUCUGUCGAAUGUCCCUACAUUGAAGUCGCUUCAAGUGGCGACUGCAGUGGAUGAGGAGGAAGAAGAGGAAGAGGAGGUCGAGGAGGGGGAGGAAGAGGAGGAGGAGGAAGAUGAGGAAUUCGAGGAGGGGGAGGAGUGUGAGGAGUACGAGGGAGAGGAGGUUGAGGAAGCAGAGGAGUGUGAAGCAGAAUACGAAGAUGACGUGGACGAGGAUGAUUUGAUGGAAGUGGAGGAGGGUGCGGAGAGCUCAGACGAGUAUGACGACGAAGAUGAAAGCAUGCCAAUCAGGUCUGGCGGACCUGCCGUUCAGCGUCACAUGAGCCGGCAGGAGCUGUUCCUCAAGGGGCUUGUGUGCCUGCAGCAACGGUUUUCUGACGUUAACGUCUUCCUUCCGUUGCUCGCUCGACGGUCAACCUCGUGA